This is a messenger RNA of Populus nigra (black poplar), 2193 nucleotides long. RefSeq names its product probable WRKY transcription factor 31. Gene Ontology annotation, molecular function: sequence-specific DNA binding; DNA-binding transcription factor activity. The transcript has 5 exons. Lineage: Eukaryota; Viridiplantae; Streptophyta; Magnoliopsida; Malpighiales; Salicaceae. Gene Ontology annotation, biological process: regulation of DNA-templated transcription. Bases 79 to 1932 code for a protein of 617 amino acids. The record is from RefSeq and is a predicted model, not a curated record.
UUGCCGAGUCCACUGCCACCGUUUAAAGACUUGCAAACCCUCCUCUCUCUCCCUCUAGUUUUUUUUUUCUCUUGAUUUAUGGCCAAAGGAAGUGGUGGACUCUCCAUUGAUUCAGAUCCAAUCGCUACCAGUGGCUUCUUUCUACACAAACCAACUGUGCUCACUUCUUUCCCUGAAGAGAACAUCAAUCCCAAGUGGAAACAACUUGCUGCAACUAGCGCGAGACAAUCCAUGGAUGUUAAACCGACUAGAUCUCCUCCUUCUACUUUCCAAUUCCCUGUCAAACUUAUAAACACCAAUGAACAUGACCACGAUCAUGAUCCUGAUUCUUCUUUGCCAUCUGAUAAUAGACGACGGACGGUCAUCGAUGAGAUGGACUUUUUUGCUGACAAGAAACAUGAUGUUGAUCGCAUGACCAUCAUAAACAAUGGUACUGGUGAUUUAAAAGACUCUGGAAGUCCUACUGGAUUGGAGCUAAACGUCAACACUGGUUUGAAUCUUCUUACUACCAAUACUAGCAGUGAACAAUCGACUGUGGAUGAUGGCGUAUCGUUGAACAUGGAAGAUAAAAGAGCCAAGAGUGAGCUAGCUGUUCUGCGAGCUGAGGUAGAACGAAUGAAAGUGGAGAAUCUACGGUUGAAAGACAUGUUAAAUCAUGUUACUAGUAAUUACAAUGCACUGCAGAUGGAUUUAGUUACACUUAUGCAGGACCAAAAUUCUCAUCACAAGAAUGAACAGCGUGAUGGCAAAAACAAAGAUGAUGGGAUAGUUCCAAGGCAGUGUAUGGAUCUUGGUCUAGUUGCUGCUGCGGGUGGCGGUGACACGGAUGACCUUUCUCUAUCUACAUCAGAAGGAGGAAGGAGGCGUGAUCGAUCAAGAUCAUCUGGAAAUAAUGCAGAGAAUAACAACGAAGAUGGGACAGUCUUUGAACAAGAUAAGAAAGGAACCGAUCAACGAGAGGAGAGCCCGGAUCAAGGUUGGGGCUCUAAUAAGGCUGCUAGAUUUAACUCGACGAAAACUGUUGAUCAAACGGAGGCUACAAUAAGGAAGGCUCGUGUGUCUGUUCGAGCUAGAUCAGAGGAUGCUACGAUAUCGGAUGGAUGCCAAUGGCGAAAGUAUGGACAGAAGAUGGCAAAAGGAAAUCCAUGUCCUCGAGCUUAUUAUCGGUGCACCAUGGCUGCUGGUUGCCCAGUUCGAAAACAGGUACAGAGAUGCGCAGAAGAUCGGACCAUCCUCACAACUACAUACGAGGGAAACCACAGCCACCCUUUGCCUCCGGCUGCCACGGCAAUGGCAUCAACCACAUCAUCGGCGGCAAGAAUGUUGUUGUCAGGCUCCAUGUCUAGUACUGAUGGACUGAUGAACUCAAAUUUCCUUACCAGAACGAUCCUCCCAUGCUCCUCUAGUCUUGCCACUAUAUCUGCUUCAGCUCCAUUUCCUACUGUUACAUUGGACCUAACCCAAAAUCCCAGCCCUCUACAGCUCCCAAAGCAACCAAUUCAAUUUCAAUUCCCACUUCCAAACCCACCUCAAAAUCUUGCCACCGCUUCAGCUGCAGCAUUGCUGCCUCAGAUUCUUGGACAAGCACUCCACAAUCAAUCAAAGUCCUUUGGCCUGCAAAUGUCUCAAGAUAUGCAACCUAAUCGAUUGGGCCACCAAUCACAACCUGCAUUACAGCAGGGGCAGCAAAAUUCAUUGGCUGACAGCUUGACCACAACAACUGCUGCCAUUGCAGCUGAUCCUAACUUCACUGCAGCUCUAGCAGCAGCAAUUACCUCGAUAAUUGGUGGGGCUCACCAAAACAACAUUAAUAGUAUUAAUAACGUUCAGGCAACGACCAACAACAACAAUAGCAAUGGCAACAUAACUACCAGCAACAACAAUAGCUAUGGUCACAAUAAAAUUAUCAAUUCAAGUUUUCCGAGCGAUUAAAAUAAAUUCUUUUCUUUUUACAGUUGGGAAGAUUUUCCUUUUCCUUUACUUUUACCAUAGCAAACAAAUUCAUUUAAAAAAAAAUCGAGAGAAGAGGGUUGGUAUUUGGUAGGAUUAUCAUGCAUAGGUUUGGUAUUUGAAUAAUAAUUUCUUUCGAACAUUUCCCAAUUGUAUGGCAACACAAAUAUGAUGUAAAGGUAAAAAGAAUAUUAAAUUAUCUUUCUAUGGUCUCCUAAAUAAAAGAAGAUUGUCAUGUUUUAA